Molecule: messenger RNA, 606 nt
Organism: Trypanosoma brucei brucei TREU927
Lineage: Eukaryota; Euglenozoa; Kinetoplastea; Trypanosomatida; Trypanosomatidae
Exons: 1
Coding region: 1-606 (201 amino acids)
Source: RefSeq, a predicted model, not a curated record
AUGAUUCGUGGACGUAUAUUUGAUGGGCGCGGCUUCAUUGGUUUUGCGGACCGGCACCUUCUCGUGCCGUUGCCAUUUGCGGCUAUUACUUUUACACAUCAAAUCAUUCAAUCGGAAGCGUUAUGGAGCAAAAACAGAAAAACUCUGUGGCAGGUAAACACGCAAUCUGCGGGGCUUAACAUUUUGUUGUGGAGUAUACUCACAGUUGCUUGGACAGCUGUGUCCCGGCGUCAUGGUCCACGCUGGAGCCGCAGCUAUCGCCUGCUGUUGUGGGAUUACCGCCGAACUCGUCGGUGCUGUGCGAACAGAUAUUUACCCACUGCGUUUGGUCGUAUAAGUGCAGACUUAGAUUGGUACAACGUUUUGUGGACGGUGAGUGUCUAUCAUGUGUUGUGGGGGAUGUUUGCCGUCAUGGUGGAGCGGGGAUUCGGGGCGCAUUAUGCAAUGUUUUAUCGCGAUUGGCCUUAUAGUCGCUGGUGCUCCCCACGCUGGCGGGAGUGGAGAGAAUUGGAGGCAAUGAAGUACAUUAAUACGGAGCAGGUUGUAGCGCCCAGUCGUUGGGGAUCUUUCAUUACCAAUGAUCGCUGGCGUUCAAGCAGCGUUUAA